Molecule: messenger RNA, 327 nt
Organism: Nipponia nippon (crested ibis)
Lineage: Eukaryota; Metazoa; Chordata; Aves; Pelecaniformes; Threskiornithidae
Source: RefSeq, a predicted model, not a curated record
CUCCUGCGCCGCACAGGGGAGGCGCUGCGAGCUUUCCACACCGCCAUGAGGAGCUCCCCCGUUAACACGAAGAACCAGGCGAUGAAGGAGCAGGCCCAGGGCACCAUGCUUAAAGUCCUCACGUCUUUUAAAAGCAGUGAAAUAGAGCAAGCAGUGAAUUCCUUAGACAGAAAUGGCAUUGACUUGCUAAUGAAGUACAUUUAUAAAGGAUUUGAAAAGCCAACAGAAAAUAGCAGCGCAAUAUUACUUCAGUGGCACGAAAAGGCACUAGCGGUAGGUGGACUAGGUUCCAUAGUAAGAGUUCUUACAGCAAGAAAGACUGUUUAA